Messenger RNA from Amorphotheca resinae ATCC 22711, 960 nucleotides. RefSeq lists its product as hypothetical. The transcript is spliced from 4 exons. Gene Ontology annotation, biological process: protein phosphorylation. Gene Ontology annotation, cellular component: cytoplasm. Gene Ontology annotation, molecular function: ATP binding; protein serine/threonine kinase activity. The record is from RefSeq and is a predicted model, not a curated record. The coding region runs from base 1 to 960 and encodes 319 amino acids. NCBI's taxonomy places the organism in Eukaryota, Fungi, Ascomycota, Leotiomycetes, Helotiales, Amorphothecaceae.
AUGGAAUCUACAACGAAGGAGCUAGUCGGCCAGUCUGGCCGUCAUUAUCACAUCGAACGAGUCCUCCAAGAGAAAGAGUUCCCUAAUGGAAUUUCGCCACUGCGCGUCUACAUUGCUUCCGCCGAGAAUCAAAAAUUCGUAUUGAAGAAUCUUUUCGCAGAAGACAUCAACGGCUGUAUGGAUAUGUAUCGAUCUCUACGCAGCUGUCCGUAUCUACGCCUAUCACACGAUAUCAUACCCGAAGAAGCAACACUUGUGUACCACUAUUUUACCGAUCAUCUCCUAAGUCUCGCCCAGAAAGAUCUACCUCUUGCCGUCACGAAACGAAUCCUCAAAGAUACACUGCGGGGGCUGGCAGCGUUACAUGAUCAAAACAUCGUUCACACGGAUAUCAAGGCGAAUAAUAUAUUCAUCGACCGGGAGAAUGACUCGGAGGAGAUAGUUAUUCGGCGGGUCCAGCUCGGCGAUCUUGAAGACGCUGCCCAUGUUCCUCCUGGAUCCCACAUUAUCGGUACACAAGUGGGGAACUACAUGUGGCGUAGCCCAGAAGCCCACUCCGAAGCUGGCCUUGGCAAGCCCUCAGAUAUGUUCUCUUUCGGUGUUGUGUGUAUUUAUGCCGUCACAAAGCGGGUAAUUUUCGCCGUUGACGAGGAAGAGCUGGACAACGACCUGGAGCCACUAUCUAUCGUUAUUGAGCGUCAGAUAUCUUAUUUUGCAGAGGAAGACACACUAGCUGCGUUUCUUAGGUACCUUGGCGACAAUCGUUGGCGUGUAGUAUUCGAAGCUCUUCGAGAUGGGUUCAAUAAGGAGAAUCCCCGUAAGCCGUUUUCUUCAUGGAAGAAUUAUGCUGGCAUCGACGCAGAUUUCAAAGACCUCAUUAGUGGGCUAACAAAUUUCGAUCCAGCGAGGAGGAUCACUGCGCACGAGGCCUUAGAGCAUAGGUGGUUCAAGGAUCUCUGA